AUGUGGACCUUAUACAAGGAUUUCUGCAAAGAAGCCCUAGCGUCAGCCACAGCAAGUGACAUGCAAAGCUUGACAAAAAGUGCACUAGACGUAGCAUCAUUGAAUGCCAAUGAAAUAUUGAAGCUCAUCCCUAAAUUGCUCGAAACAAGUUCAGAUGCAUCUGUAAAGCAGGCUUUAACAGAUUGCUCUGAGGUCUAUCAGAGCGCUCUUGAUCAGAUUAAGAAAUCAACGGCUGCUGUUGAUGCUAAGGCUUAUAAUGAUGUUAAUACAUGGAUUAGUGCUGGGAUGACCAGUUCUGAGACUUGUGAGGAAGGCUGGGAUGACCAGUUCUGA
Molecule: messenger RNA, 333 nt
Organism: Jatropha curcas
Lineage: Eukaryota; Viridiplantae; Streptophyta; Magnoliopsida; Malpighiales; Euphorbiaceae
Product: putative invertase inhibitor
Biological process (GO): negative regulation of catalytic activity
Molecular function (GO): enzyme inhibitor activity
Source: RefSeq, a predicted model, not a curated record